This is a messenger RNA of Pseudogymnoascus destructans, 1064 nucleotides long. RefSeq lists its product as uncharacterized. The transcript has 2 exons. Lineage: Eukaryota; Fungi; Ascomycota; Leotiomycetes; Thelebolales; Thelebolaceae. The record is from RefSeq and is a predicted model, not a curated record. The coding region runs from base 174 to 1064 and encodes 296 amino acids.
CCUUGGCUUCAUAUUCUCUCGUCUCACUUCCUUCUCUACACUUUCUACUCUUGCCACUGGCAAAGUGAUAGUUUUUCCUUUUCUCGUGGUUAAUCCCCGUCCAUUUUCCCCAUCUCCUGGUCGAAAGAAAAUCAUCUCUAUUUCCUAUAACCUCGAUUUCCGCUCUCGCAAACAUGGUCAUACCGGGCACCACACUAGUCACCAUACCGGUCCCCUCCUUCCCCCAAAACCGUCGCCGCAUGCGUCGCGGGGCACGCAAACGCCACGCCCUCUCCCGCAAAGUCGAUCCGCGCGACGAGUACCGUGAGGGCGCCUUCUUGGCACACGACACGGCGUUCUUGCCCCUCUCACCCCCCUUCCCACGCGGCGGCGCACAGCCACAGUCGCUCGAUCGCAGCUGGCUGGCAUGGAUGGCGCACGAGGUGCGGCGCGAGGAGGAGGACGAGCAGUGCCGCCUCUUCGGGGGCGAUGCAGACGAUGACGCGUUGCGCGCUCUUGGCAUCUUGUACGAUUCCAUCCGCGAUGACGGCGAGAAGAAGAGCGAGGCACCCCCACCGGCGUCUGGAGUUUCCACUGCUGGCAUCAACAACGAGAACAACGACAAGGACAACGACAAGGACAACGACAAGGACGAGGGCAACGACAAGGACGAAGACGAGGACAAGGAUAUUAACUUCCCCCCUCUCCCCUACGGCCUCCACAACGUCCUUUCCAAACCAGCAAAACUCACAAAAACAAUGAGACGACACAACUCCCGGCGCACACCCCUGACCAUCCCCACGCCCCCCCUCUUGUCCUCCUACCUCCUGGACGACUCUGAGAUCCUGCGCCUCACCGCUAUGCAAUCCCCCUCGCCAGCGAAGCAGCCAAACCAACACCAGUCAUUACCAACACACGCGUCGUUCCCCACGCAAUUCCCCGUCCCCCUCCACACCCCCGGAGCGACGACAGACCGCACAGACAAGCCCACAGCAACUAUCAUCACCACCACCAAGCUCGCCGACCCAUCAUGGACCCUCAUCCCCCAAGACCCAGACUGGGUCCUCCUAGACGAUGACUCGUAG